GACUAGUGCCUCCGCCAGAAGAAGCGCUGGCCGUCCGGAGGAUCAACCGGCUGUUAGCAGGACCCACCGGUAGGCAUCUUCGCGACAAGCCGCUGACCCUGCUUCCUGAACUGACUGGAUGUAUGCGGUGGCUGCCACAGGCACUGCGAAUUAUAGACAACUUCAUAGCUAUUCUCUCCUCAAUUUUACUCAAGUCUUGGUAGUUGGUAUGUUACCCUGCUCUGGCAAACAGCGGUGUUACCUACAGUUGCAACCUCUGGGGGAGUGUAGAAGAAAGUUGUGGUGGUAACAGGGUCCUGAUGGAGGCACGUUGUCUCCAAUUACAGUCGGAAAUUUUAGUUUCAGAGUGCGACAACGGCGAAAACAAAAAAUGUAACAAUAAAUACUAAUACUGGUAAAACAAAACUCUAAAUAAAGCAAAACAGAAUUCAUCUUUUCGUUUGGAAAACGGCACUAUCAAGCUUAAAACCUUUGUAGGAUUUCAGAACUUAGGCAUUUUCCGAUUGACCAAACAAUGUUAAAACAAUUAUCUGUUUCCUAAAGUCACCGCAAGACGCAGUUGGCUGUAUCGCCACAAAAAAAACCACAGUAUACAAUAUAUUUAAGAAAUGGGGCUCGUUUGAUACGAACGCGUGUGUUUUUGUUUCACAUUGAAAAAAUACGAGGCACACUUGAAAGUAGCAGCCCUGGGAGAUUGAGCACGCGUCUACACGUGCUACACAUCACACACGGAGCUGGGGAAAGUCUCGAAGUUCGCUAGAUUGCCUAUUUUUUAAGCUUUGUUUAAACUCCUGUUGGUAGAUCUGGAUUUUUUUUCUCUUGUUUGUUUUUAUUUUGAUUCAAUUUCAAGCACAAAUAUUUUCUCUUAGGAUUGUUGUACGUUUUAUCUUCAUGAUACUCACACUGCUGAAUCACACGUUUCCAUUUAGUUUGCCUACCAGUUAGGCACAGCGACAGCUGAUUGUCACCAUGCAGAAAUAAGUUUCCACUCUUCAUUGCCACUGUGUGACAUCCCCGCUGUACUUCCAUUGUGCUUAUGACCCAUUAGAAGUUUGGAGGACUCACUGUGACUGAAACUUUGGGCUUUAUGCUGAUAAUAUUAAGUAUAUUUUCCAACUUCGAAUGGUAAACAUUUUACAGCAUCGCAGCCCAGGCAAAGUGAGCUGAAAAUAUAGAAUUAGUAGCAUGAUAGUAGUCCCAAGGAGGUAGCUAUGAAAGGAAGUCUAUCAGUAUGUAAACACGUCUCAAAUGUAUGUUGGCCACUUACAGAAAAUGUAAUCAAAUUAUAUGGAAUUGGAGUGCUUCUUUUAAAGUGGCCAAAGUACUUGAAAUAAGAUACAUCCGUACGGUGGGCACUUUACUUCAUUUGGAGUUAUAUUUUUUUCUCUCUGCCUACAAACCAUACAAUCACCAAACUCAGUCAGCACCAACAUUCAACCAUUUGUUUAUUUCGUUAGAGAGGGAGAGGGGCUUUGAGACGCCCUUUCCUGUUAGUUUUAGUUAUCUUUGCCCCCCAAAUAUAAUGCCCCAUACACCCGCACAUAUCUGUGUUUAUUCCCCUCCUCGUAAAAAGCCUCAAGGAAAGAGGGCACUGCCGUUUAAAAGAAUUCCACAGCCGUUUGGGCGUGCCAGUGAAAAUCAUAUCGGAGUGAGGUUAGUUUUAAACAUGACGUAUUUUCACCUGCGCCUGGGUCUGCCUCCAUGAAGACUAUCACUGCAAACUGGAGUCAUGUAGCUAUAGGGACUGCGGUCCACCGCCUGCGUAUGAGUAAAAUUGCUGUCAAAACCUAUAUCUUGUGCUUUAUCUUUUCGCCUUUUAAAAAGUGACUUCUUAAUUCGGCAAAAUGCCAAGUGAGUUCAAACGUGCACUCCUCAGUGCACAGCAUCUAUUUUAGCCCCGUCCUAUUCAAUCGACGCUCCUCUGAGGCCAAACCAACCGUUCUUCAUUCCUGAAAUCACGUCAUCACAGUUGCACGAUGUGGCGCAAUCCUUCACUCUGACAAAACCACAACUGAAUACCAGCUCCAAAGAUAGCUACAUUUCGCACGUUGGGCCCUUUGUUAAUGCUCGCAUCCUAGAGAGGUAGACUUGGUGAUAACUCCAAAAUGGAGCUGUGGCACCAUGUUCCUCUAACGUCGCAAGAAAAGGUCUGAGGAAGAUUAAACAGGUACGGAGGUUUAACUUUAUGUUUUAAUCAUCUACUACAUUGAUAAAUCUUUAUGCGGAUGCCAAAGACACGAUUACCGUUUAUUUAGCGUGUGCUUUGGUCUGCCAAAAUAUGUGCUUAAAUUCGUGUGUCGUUCUUGGGUCCUAGAAUUUAUAAUCUAGCUUUAUUCUAACAUAAUGUGUAAUGUUAUAACGUGAAUCUUGUAGUCUACCAUGCGAACAAUAACUUAAAACCCUUAUUAAACAUUCAAGCUCCAAGAUUGUGGUUACCUGAAAGUAUUUGAAAGCAUGUCAAAAUUAGGUUUUUCCCCUACAAUGAAAGACUGUUUUGAAGGGCUAUUAAUUAUAGUGAGUGAUCAUAUAUCAAACCUUGCAGUACUUCAGAGGCUUUAAACAUAUCUGAAAUUUGACAGUUUAUCCACUAGAUUUCAUCUUGACAUUUCUUAUCAAGAUUAUCACUCUGCUAGAAACAGGAAGAGACAACAGCUUUCACAAAGUCUGGAGGCUUUUGCGUCAGUAGAUUUUGAUUUGUGCCCUUUUAUUGAUUUAUUUACUCUUUUUUAUAUAUAAAAAGGUUGUUUUGAGGUAGAGUACUGAGAUAUUCUUGUAUCUGAUGCACAUAAUCUGUUGAUGCUUGUGAGAUUAAAAGUCUAAAUAGAUGUCUGGAGAAAGACUUCAGAUGCAUCACACAUUUACAGAACUAGUUUGGUGGAGAGUAACACCUCUGACUAUUCUUCGGAGAACCUGUUAUGCCAGUGCUGGGUGGGUAAGAGCUGAAAGAAAGAGGAAAGGCUUUUACACAGGCAUGACAGCUUAAAAUAGAUACCGGGUGUGUUUAAACUUGCAAAUUAAGGGAUUGUUUUCUGUUUGGAACUUGAAUUUACUCUUCUUUUCUUCACAUUUAAUUUGCUUAAGAUUUUUGUUUAUCUUCCAGAUCAGCCUUCUUUGAUGAGUUGUUGUCACCAAUGUGUGAUCUAAGAGGGAGAAUAACCAUAGAGAGUGGAUCAUCUUAACACCCUAAGCCUUCACUUUGUGAUCUACAGCCAAAUCAUGAGGGACCGACUGAGCCACCUCCAGGAAAUGUCUAACGGCCAUGUGGCGCAAAUGGAGUUUGCAGAGACCACCGUCUCUGACUCCUUCAGCAACGUGGACUUGGAAGAAGAGCUGCCACAUGAAGCAGUCGUGUUUGACAACAGCCCUGCUCUGGAUGAAGUCUUUUCCCAGUCGCAGGAAGUCCAAAGGGAGAUCCAGCUCAUCCGUCUUGAUGUCAAAAGGCUUCGUGAGCAGAACUCGCGAAUAACUCAGGGCGUCACCACCAUGAGCACAAUCAAAAGGGAUUCCAAUGCUAUCGGUGCUGACAUAAAAUCUCGGGCAGAGGGGGUGCUGAAUCAUCUGCAAGAAAUUGAAGGUACAGCCCACAAGCUGGAAGAAGCCCAUGGGCCACAUUCUGCCAUCACACGAAUCGCCAGAACCCAGUAUGCCGGCCUCAGCAAUGGUUUGCGGGAUGCCAUGUUUGACUAUAAUGAGGCUGAGAUGAGCCAUCGAGAGAACUGUAAAGCUCAGAUCCAGAGGCAGAUGGAGAUAGUGGGGCGAGAGGUCACUGGAGAGCAGGUGGAGGAGAUGAUUGAGCAAGGCCAGUGGAACAUCUUCAAUGACAACAUCAUGUCUGAGGGAAAAACGGCACGAUCAGCUCUGUCCCAGAUUGAGAAACGGCACCAGGAGCUGUUGGACUUGGAAAACCGCAUCCAAGGCAUCCAUGAGAUUUUCCUUGAUGUUGCAAUGCUGGUGGAGGAGCAGGGCCCCAUGAUUACCUCCAUCCAAACCAACGUACAGAAAACAGAUGAAGGCAUACAGGAUGCCCUUGUCAAGCUCCGCAAGGCCAAACGCCAUGACAAUAACAACCCCUUUAAGAAGAUGUUUUGCAGCUGUUUCCCAUGCUACAACUCAUGACUAAAAAGAACAGUUGUGAGAGGAGGUGGAGCAAAAUAUGCAGAGUUUUCUAAAGAGAAAAGAGAAAUCUUAAGAAAAGAAAUCACUAAUGCUUUUUAUGUAAAACAUUCAACAUUUUCCCACCGACUAUUGCAUAAAAGUCUGGACAGAUAUAUCUUAACGUGGUUAACUUACCCAAAGAGAGAGAAAAUGGUCUCAGAAAAUAUUAUCUAUGGUUUGAUGGUAUGCAGAGCAUCUGCAUGAGGGAAGUUUUCAAAAUAACCCAACACUAAGACUGUCAGACAUUUUCUCAGAAAAAAAUAAAACAUAAAAAAAUAUUCCUGUGCAGGGGCUGUUUAUCAAAAUGAUUCUUCAUGCAGUGAAUUGCUUGAAUAGUUAACCUUGUAAGAAUUCAUAGGGCAUUCAGGUCAAUCCAAACGAGGCUUAACCAGACAUCUGAUUUUCUUGAUGUACAGCUAUGAGUGAAUGUCCCAGACACGUUACAUGGUGACAUUCUUAAUUCAGUUGUGAAUAUGUUCUGCUCCAUAAUGUAUUUAAAUUUGGAAUUUCUUUGUGUAAAUGUGUAACUGUAAUUAUAACUGUACCAUUAUGUGUUGAGGGUGUUGUAUGAUACUCAGACCCUCUCUUCCAUAAUUUCUCCCACUUUCUCUGCAGGGACAGUAGUCCUACUGGGUUUUAUUUAGGUGCAUGUCCUGACUUUUUUUUACUGGUAUUAACAAACUGGAGCACUGAUAUAGACUGGGGUGACACACAUUAUUGUGUUUUCCCCCGGGGAUGAAUAAAGUUCUUCUUCCUCUACUAGCAUUUACCCAUUCUGUUCGUACCACCUACUUAUCUAACUACUGUGGGACUCAACUAUACGUUGUGCAUAUUUUUUUUCUUUAAAAUGAACACAAAACACAACAUAUCUUCUUAACUACAUUUUCAAGGAUUCAAAAAAGAUGUUUUUCAAAAGAUACAACCUUGGGCACCAGCUAACACACCUUUGACAACUGACAGUAUCAUAAGAGCCACAUCUGACAAGGCGAUUAGCCAAUCACAGCUUUGAGUUUUGGGGCGUCAUCUAGGCAUCUCAAAGGGGGCCAGUGCCACUACCUUAGAUGCACCCCUGGAUUUACCAACAGUCUGUAUGUCAUGGCUGAGUUUUGUAGUGUACAAUAAUCUGUUUAAUUUCACUACUAUUUUAUGAAUUCAGAUCCAUGACUUCUGUCUUCUCUGUGCUUUCAUAUAAAAUAUAAAGACUUAAGAUCAAGAUGA
Xyrichtys novacula (pearly razorfish) is the source of this 5373-nucleotide messenger RNA. The record is from the annotation of a GenBank genome assembly. NCBI's taxonomy places the organism in Eukaryota, Metazoa, Chordata, Actinopteri, Labriformes, Labridae.